GCCGUAUUGCCUGGCCCUGCCGUCCUAGCUGCCAACGUCGACACACAGCCAUCUGGACAGUGGCCCAUGGCUCGCGACGACGCGAUAGCCCAGUCUAGCCUCGAUUCUGGAACAUUGGCUUUCGACGGCCACCUGGGCAAUGAGUCAAGCGCACGAAGCCGGUCUUACACAUCACUGAUGCGGAAUAAAUGUUUGGUGUGAAAUUACGCUGCCGUCUCGCUUCCUUAAUGAUUGAUGACGAAGGCCAUCAACACGCAACUGUGCGCACAAUCUCCCGAUGUGUAAAUCUCCUUGAAUGAAUGGAAUGGUUGUUGUGUUUUCGCAAGCGUGCGCCCAGGCGCACUUGCCUUACAUUAAUUACCCAUGGCUCAUGCCAUCGAUGUCAUCUGCCGCGUGCGAUCAGAUGUCAUCGUCUCUUGCUUCACCUUCAGUUGAAACAGCGUUGGAGUCUGCCCCAAGAUGUACGUACUGUCGCGAUACUUUGGCUUGACGUCGCGCAAGCUUUCAGAAGUCCGCCGACAAUGAACGGAGGCAGGUACGAAGCGUUUCCCGUGCAGGUACAAAUCGAGCUGUACAUUGGGCAGGCUUCACACAAUUUAUUAGCCGUCCAUCCAGGGUCUCGUCGCCCUGGUGUCACAUUUUGUCAAUAGGAAUAACAGCAAUGAUUGAUUCGGUGUUUCGACAUUUGCAAGC
This is a messenger RNA of Dissoconium aciculare CBS 342.82, 693 nucleotides long. RefSeq lists its product as uncharacterized. The transcript has a single exon. The record is from RefSeq and is a predicted model, not a curated record. NCBI's taxonomy places the organism in Eukaryota, Fungi, Ascomycota, Dothideomycetes, Mycosphaerellales, Dissoconiaceae. Bases 300 to 650 code for a protein of 116 amino acids.